AUGGGCGAGAAGGGACAGCGGCAGGGCGGCCAUGCAUCCAGUGCCCCAGAGAAGCUCUCAUUGCUCAGAGGGGGCAGCUCCUGGCCGUGGUUUGGUGGGGUGACCCUUGUACCCCUGAGAUCACUGAGGGAGGCUUGGCUGGUGCCUCCUACACAGGGGGCUGCUGCAGUAGCAAACUCUGUGGUGAUAGCUGUGCACUGGGGAGCUGCAGAGCUGUGGGCAACGAGCUCUGAGUGCUUUCUCUUCUGUCUUUCCCUUGUUUUAUUCUCUGGAGCAGGGAAGAACCGGAGGCUGAAGCAGGCCAAGGAGGAGGCCCAGGCAGAGAUCGAGCAGUACCGCCUGCAGCGGGAGAAGGAGUUCAAGGCCAAGGAGGCAGCGGCACUUGGAUCUCAUGGCAGCUGCACCACUGAAGUUGAGAAGGAGACCCAGGAGAAGAUGAGUGUGAUCCAGCAGAACUUCCAGAAGAACCGUGAGGUGGUUCUGUCCCAGCUGCUGUCCCUGGUGUGUGACAUCAAACCCGAGAUCCACGUGAACUAUCGCAUCAAUGGGUAGUGGGGGAAGGAGGAAAACUGUGCUGGGAGUCGUGUCUGAGCUUCAGGUGGAAUGUACAGCCCUUGGCCAUCCCUUCCCUGUCCUUAUCCAUGUGUUAAAUUAUUGCAGUGAGCUGUUGGAGUUCUCUUAGUUUCUGUUUUGACCCGGGUUCAGAGCUUUUUCAGACAUGAAAUGGCCACAUCUCACAUCUGGGCUAAGUUAUUAAACAAAUAUAAUCCAGUUGGCACAUCAGUGCUGCCUGAAGGAGAAAGGAGAGGGAGAUUCUGGCCAGAUUGAAAUGGAGAGCCCGUGUCAGUAAUUGUUAAACGUGUGUAACUGUAUUUUCAUUGACCAAACUGCAUUUUUCAGUGUGUUGUUAAACCUUUGCACAGGGCUGAAACCCUGGGGAAAGAGCUCUCUGGCUGUACAGUGCUGGCAGAUCAUUUUGAGGUGCUUGUGUUGAACAUCCUCUGUAUAUUCUGCUGUUGCUUGAGGUACAAGUCUGGCACUGUGACACCUGCAAGUAAAAACACUUCACUCCAAA
Manacus vitellinus (golden-collared manakin) is the source of this 1075-nucleotide messenger RNA. RefSeq names its product ATPase H+ transporting V1 subunit G1 (gene ATP6V1G1). Gene Ontology annotation, biological process: proton transmembrane transport. Gene Ontology annotation, molecular function: proton-transporting ATPase activity, rotational mechanism. Gene Ontology annotation, cellular component: vacuolar proton-transporting V-type ATPase complex. Bases 1 to 552 code for a protein of 183 amino acids. The record is from RefSeq and is a predicted model, not a curated record. The transcript has 3 exons. Lineage: Eukaryota; Metazoa; Chordata; Aves; Passeriformes; Pipridae.